Molecule: messenger RNA, 978 nt
Organism: Varanus komodoensis (Komodo dragon)
Lineage: Eukaryota; Metazoa; Chordata; Lepidosauria; Squamata; Varanidae
Gene: CDK3
Product: cyclin dependent kinase 3
Exons: 8
Coding region: 1-978 (325 amino acids)
Biological process (GO): signal transduction; regulation of G2/M transition of mitotic cell cycle; G1/S transition of mitotic cell cycle
Cellular component (GO): cyclin-dependent protein kinase holoenzyme complex; nucleus; cytoplasm
Molecular function (GO): cyclin binding; ATP binding; cyclin-dependent protein serine/threonine kinase activity
Source: RefSeq, a predicted model, not a curated record
AUGGAGGCGAAUGGAAGACUGGAUCAGCACCAACAAGUCAGAAGACAAAGAAUGGACACAUUCCAGGAUGUAUUCCAGAAGGUGGAGAAGAUUGGAGAGGGCACCUAUGGAGUAGUAUAUAAGGCCAGAAACAAGCAGACAGGACAGUUAGUUGCUCUGAAGAAGAUCCGUCUGGAUUCGGAAACAGAAGGAGUCCCCAGUACAGCAAUCAGAGAAAUCUCUCUGUUGAAAGAACUGAAACAUCCAAACAUAGUGAGGCUUCUUGAUGUGGUACACAGUCAGAAGAAACUUUAUCUGGUCUUUGAAUAUCUGAAUCAAGACCUUAAAAAGUAUAUGGAUUCAUCCCAUACCGGGGAGCUGCCUCUAAGUUUGGUCAAGAGCUAUCUUUACCAACUGCUACAAGGAGUGAGCUUCUGUCAUUCCCACAGAGUCAUCCACAGAGAUCUAAAGCCUCAGAACUUGCUUAUAAAUGAAAUGGGAGCUAUUAAACUGGCUGAUUUUGGUCUAGCUAGAGCCUUUGGUGUUCCACUCCGUACUUACACUCAUGAGGUUGUAACCUUGUGGUAUCGGGCUCCUGAAAUUUUAUUGGGUUGCAAAUACUACUCAACAGCUGUAGAUAUCUGGAGCAUUGGCUGCAUAUUUGCAGAAAUGGUGUCCAGAAAAGCUCUGUUUCCUGGAGACUCUGAAAUUGACCAGCUCUUUCGGAUUUUUCGUACUCUUGGUACACCUACUGAAUCAUCAUGGCCAGGAGUGACUCAGCUUCCUGACUACAAAGCGAAUUUCCCCAAAUGGCCAAGAAAAGACAUGAAGGUGGUAAUUCCAAACUUGGACCGAGAUGGACGAGACUUACUGGUUCAACUAUUACUGUAUGAUCCCAACAGGCGCAUCUCAGCCAAAGCCGCUUUGACUCACCAGUAUUUCUGGCAGUCUUCACGGGAUAACAAAGAGCAAUGUGUGGUAGAGAGGUAUGACCAAUGA